Messenger RNA from Oreochromis niloticus (Nile tilapia), 3960 nucleotides. Its product is annotated as CLOCK-interacting pacemaker. Gene Ontology annotation, cellular component: nucleus. The coding region runs from base 1985 to 3556 and encodes 523 amino acids. Gene Ontology annotation, biological process: negative regulation of DNA-templated transcription; negative regulation of circadian rhythm. The record is from RefSeq and is a predicted model, not a curated record. Lineage: Eukaryota; Metazoa; Chordata; Actinopteri; Cichliformes; Cichlidae. The transcript is spliced from 5 exons.
UACUAGCACCAAGCUCAACCCUCACAUGGCCUGUCCGGCGUCACCGACUAAUCACGUGUCUCUGCGCGGGAUUGGCUAAACCAUUGGCGUUACGUCAGCAUCUAACUGUUCUGUGCACGACCCGCUUAUUAUCUGGCUACGUAAAUGAACGUCAUGGAUGCCUUCAGUACACGAUUUUUAAACCUAGGACUGGCGGACUUCUGCUACCAGGAGUGAGCAUUUUCUCUUAAGAUAAAGGUGCUGACAGGUGAGUAAACUGUACGGAGUUCCACAUUUGAAGGAUAACUGAACAGUUUUAGUCUGAGCCUCGUCUCCCUUUUUUCUAAUAUGGCAGAGUCAGUUUUGUUAAAUCUUUUGUGGAAGUCGUACAGUCAGUGAAUGGCGAGUUUCCAUUUGGAUUUAUAACAGGUUCACGUUUUUCCACUGAACAGCGCAAGCAUUGUAUUACAUAAUGGUGUUGGGGGUGGGCUUGUACAGUCUGCCAUAGCGUCUUAUCAAUUUCCUUCUGCUGCAGGCUCGUCAGCAUGUGCAUGCUGUUAUGUUUGCACAGAAUAUAUCAGAAAAGCACAUGAUGAUGAAAAAUAGACUAUUCUUGAAUGCAUUAUUGUCCAUUCUUGCAACUUUUCAAAGCUGACCGACUUACAAGUCGUUAACUUGCAGUCUUUUUUUUUUUUUUUUAACGUCAUUCACCAUACAGUACACUGUUAUGCUAAAUAGACUGUAUCAGCCAAGCCUUGCUUUAGUCAUGCGGGUGGUAUUCAUAUUAUGCUCUCCUCCAGAAAUGACAGAAAUGUUUGAUUUUAUGAAAAUUUAUUGUAAUAGAUUUUUUUUCCUCUUGCAACGUGUUUCCUUGAUGUUCUAAACCACAAAUUGCACAGAUGAUUUACCAACCAAGACUGACUUAUUCCAAUUCUGUGUGAACCUGCACCUUAAAUUCUGGCAUCAUUAUAAUCCUCAAAAUACAAAUUUAAAGACUUUACAAACUUCAAAUACAGUUGAUGGGUUUCUUGUAUAAAAAAAAUUAAAUAGCCACAUAAUACAAAUGUAUAUUUUGUGACUACUUGGAGUAUACAUUUUGUGUAGAUCUAUAAUUUCAAGAAGAACUAGAGCAUAUUGUACAGUCAUCGAUUUAGAAAAAAAGAAAAAGGUCUUCUGAACCUACUUACUUUGUUUCCAGAAGAGCUACCUCUGUUACAAGUUAAGCUGGUUGAAAGCAGUGGGAAAUAUUUUUUCACACAUUAUUAUAAUCACAAGAACUGCCACAAGGGAUGUUUCCUUUAUGCAAUAUGUAAAAGAAGCGACACUUCCUUCCUUGUAUUUCACCCAACCUAUGUCUUUAUGGAGACUUCUAUUUUGGAAGAAGAAAAUGAGUUGUUAAAGACACAUGGACAUGAGACGGAGCAUAAAAUUGCAAUUUGGCAGUGUAUUUUUUACAAAGACCACUCUAGAAAUGAUAUCUAACCAUUUAGGAGGUGGUGAAAGACUGAAAAAAUGAAAAAUGUUUUAGGUUGUAACAUUCCAGGCCACUAAGCUUCCAGGACUGGAUGAUGAGGUAGGUCUUUUGCAAUUUCAGUAUUCGUAUUUACUUUACCUUCAAUACUUUCCACAAAGAAUUUGUUAUUAUGAACAUUUGUUUCUCAAAAAUGUGAUUUUAGUCUUAGUGGGGUUUUCUUUUCAUUCUGAGAUUUUAUUGUUGUUCACUCUAGUUCUGAUUAGAUACAUUUGGAUGUGCUGUGUCACUCUUGUUUACAGUUAGGUCCAUGAGUUCUUUAAACAAAGUUUUUUUAAUGGUUAUUCUGCAUACCACCACAGUGGAUUUUAAAUUAGAUAAUCAAGAUGUGAUUGAAAUGCAGACUUUCUUUAAUGCAAGGGAUGUAACAGAACAAUUUUUGCCCACUAUUUACGAAUCACAACCAUUUUUAUAAAUAUUCCCUCAUUUUAGGAGGCUCACAAUUAAUUGAACAGUUGACCGGGAUGUAAUUUCAUGGCCAGUUUCAGAAUGUUAAAAGAACAGGAACCUUAUGGAGAGCAUAACACCCAUAGCGCUUCGAAGAAUGCCAAGGAUAAGAGUAACAGUGCCACCUUGUGGGCAUCUCAGGGUGGCACUCACAGGGUGCAGUCUGGAAUGGGUGACAAGAGCACCUGCAUGCUCUACUGUGACUCAGAGAAGGACUCAGAAAAAGACUCAGGGUACUCAGAGGCUGGCUCCGACUCUGUGCACACUGAUGUAGAUGAUCAACGCAGCAGUGUGAACGAAUCUCACAGGGAAAGCAGAAAAUGCUCAAACAAUAACAAUGCAAAUCCUGCAGGCCCUGACAUGACUUCUUAUGAGAAUAUCCCCCCAGUUUGCCUGGUGCUCAAGCCGUCUGGAUCAGGGCAGCUUCUACAUGGCCCUCUGGGAUGGGGUGGAAGUUGGCAUAGCCUUACCAGUGGUAAAACACCCACUCAAGUAUUUCUGAUCCAACAGCCAACAAUUUAUGCCACCUCCUCCUGUGCCCCCACACCUUCUUUCUGUCUACCUCCACCACAAGGUCAGUUUAAAGAAGGAAGCAGCUGCAGCAACCAGAACCAUAGCAAGAACUCGUAUCUGCCCAUCCUGAAUUCUUACCCUCAUAUUGCCCCUCACCCCAGGAAGAAAAUCCAUGAGGGAAAAGGUAUCAGAGUAGAUGGUGUUAAAGAGCUUUGCAGUGAAGGCCAAAGCCAGAGCAAGAGAGCAUGCAUUGAGGAAGAGAAGAGGGAAGCUGUAUCUACUACUAUUCCCCUCCUGCAGCAGCAACAGAAAGAUGACAAAGUCCAUUUCCAGCAUAAAGUCAGAGGAGGACAUCCUCCUCCUAUCCUCAGCUUAUCUCACUGCCUGCUGCCCAGUUAUGCCUCAUCUAAAACCCAACACAAGUCCCGCCACUGUCACAAAAACUCCAGCUCUGAAAAUUUAGGCUCACUGUCCAUCUUGAGCUCCCACAUACCCUCUUCACCUUCUUCCUUUUCUCCCCUAUCCUCCUCUCCUUCCUCUUCAUCUCCCACUUCUUCAACAGCUCACAGUCCAUAUCACCUAGCUCUAGACAGCUCUUCCACACGCCAGCGCCGUUUCCACAACACAGCAGAAAUUCUCAACCAGUUGGGCCUGCUGGCUAUUACACUAUGCACCAAGGAGCUGCUAAAGCAGAAUGUUGCUAUAGAGACAGAAAUUACCCAGCUACGUCAGCACACCCACCUCUUAUCCCAGGCCAGCCAAAACAGCGGCACUGAAGUCUCACAUAGCCUUGACAAACUCUUCCAAAUUAUGAGAGAAUCAGGCGCCUACCCGAACUUGGUGCUUUCAGAUGAUGAAAGUCUCAGCAGCAGCCACCAAAAGAGGAAGACUAUAAGACUGCAAGACUACACAGAGGAUAACACAGAAACCUCUAAAAUGCAAAGUAGCCUACCACAGGUUGUGUCUAUACACAACAUGAAUGAUGGAACAUCACUGCCCUCUCCCUUGUUUGCCCCUUCACCGGAUACAAAAGAAGCAGACCAUGCUUACAGUUCAGAGCUCAUGUCCCUGUCUCUCUUUUUCUAGAUCUGUUCAUAAACAAGGACACAAUGAGUCAGUCAUGGAAAAGGACUUAAGUGAUUUUACUGUUUUUCCAGAAACUUCAACACAUAGCAACUAUCUCCUCUACAAUCUUGGUGAAGAGGAGGAUGUGUUAUAGAAACAUGUGCAACCUAGCAAUACAAGAAAGCAUUUGAUUGAAUUGAAAACUAAUGAAAAAUGGUCAUAGAAAGGGUGAUUUUUACUGAUAUAUAUAUAUAUAUAUAUAUACACACAACUUAAUGUUGAACACGAUUUAGAUAUUUUCCUACAUUUUGUCAGGGAUUUGUUCAUUCCAGGUGACCAUUUUUCAUCAAUAGUUUUACCUUAUGUGCACAGGCCUUAUAUGUUCAGUCAGGCACCUACAGCAUGUUAAAAAACAAACAGAAGCA